Messenger RNA from Ipomoea triloba (trilobed morning glory), 1739 nucleotides. RefSeq names its product anthocyanidin 3-O-glucoside 2'''-O-xylosyltransferase-like. The transcript is spliced from 3 exons. The record is from RefSeq and is a predicted model, not a curated record. Gene Ontology annotation, molecular function: RNA-DNA hybrid ribonuclease activity; UDP-glycosyltransferase activity; nucleic acid binding. Lineage: Eukaryota; Viridiplantae; Streptophyta; Magnoliopsida; Solanales; Convolvulaceae. Bases 64 to 1560 code for a protein of 498 amino acids.
ACACAACCAAACCAGUUCAAGAAAGCCUCCUCAAGUUGGGAGAAAAGCAGAAACCAUAAGCAUAUGAUGGACUCAAAGCUUCACAUAGCCAUGUUUCCAUGGCUUGCGUUUGGGCACUUCAUCCCUUUCCUCCAACUAGCCAACGAUCUUGCAAAAAGAGGCCACAGGAUCUCACUUUUACUCCCAACAAAUGCUCUGCUUAAACUCAAACAUAUGAAUCUCCACCCACAACUCAUAACCUUCUGUUCUCUUAAUCUCCCUCCCGGCGUAGAGACCACAGCUGAUACAAACAAUAAUCUUGACGGUUCACUAGAAGUAGCCUUUGAUGGAUUGCGGGAUGAGGUGAAAACGAUUCUUGUUCAGAUGGAAAAGCCCAAUCUUGUGUUCUAUGACUUGGCUUAUUGGAUCCCGGAAUUAGUAUUGGAGAUGGGAUGCAAAACUGUGCGGUUCACAGUUGUUAGUCCUACCAUAUCGGCACUGUCCCUAGCGAUGUGGGCAAUCAAAGGCAAAGGCAGGGCCGUAACGGCCGCUGAUUUAAUGGAGGGUUUCCCUUGUGAUUCCAAGGUUGUGUUGCGAGAACAUGAAGCAUAUCAAGUGUCGCGUUUCGCUAACGCACCCAGCAACAGGAUAAAGGUGUUUGAUCGUGUUGGAGAGGCGCUGAAACGCUGCGAUGCCAUAGCCAUGAGAGCCUGCAAUGAAAUGGAAGGACACUACUGCAACUAUAUAGGUACUAAGUUAGGUAAACGGGUCUAUUGCACGGGACCGCUGUUGCCGGAGCAGCCAAGGGAGGAGGAGCCGCUCGACGACGAAAUUGCGAGGUGGCUGGAGAACUUCGAGCCAAAUUCAGUAAUUUUCUGUGUGUUUGGAAGUGAAGUGACGCUUGCAAAGGAGCAAUUUCAGGAACUCGUUUUAGGGCUUGAACUCACCGGCCUACCGUUUCUGGUCGCCAUCAGGCCGCCGGAGGGAUCGUGUUCUAUAGAAGAAGCCUUGCCGGAGGGAUUUCAAGAGAGAGUAAAAGGAAAGGCAAUAGUUCGUGGAGGUUGGGUGCAGCAAUCUAUGAUUUUGAGGCACAAAGCAGUCGGGUAUUUCGUGAACCACGGCGGAUCUGCAUCAAUGUGGGAGUCGUUGGCCAGCCAUUGCCGAAUAAUUCUGGCACCUGCAAACAGAUUCGACUUCGCUUUGAACGCUCGUCUCAUGGCGGAGGAACUCGAGGCCGCUGUUGAGGUUCAAACGGAUGAAAAUGGCAGAUUUUUCAAGGAAAAUCUGUGCAAUGCUAUCAAAUCUGUGAUGGGGGAAAGUAGACAGAAGGAGAAUCAUAAGAAAUGGAGGGAUUUACUACUCAAUCAUGACUUCGCAGACAAUUAUAUCCAAAAUUUCAUUCACAAUCUAUUCACUGAGCAGCAAUUUCUUAAAGGGCUUAAGCUUUUAUGGGAUCAUGGAAUCAAGAAGGUGGUCAUUGAGUGUGAUGCGAAGAGGGUGGUGGACUGGAUUUCAGCCGACAUUGGGAGUGAUAUUCCUAACGGGAAUGUGGCCAACAUUAUCAAUGAAUGCAAAUGUUAGAUACACGGGGUGUUGGAGGAUGAAGCCAUUAGGAGAAAAAUAUCCAAAAGGAUAGUAGUGUCAUUUACUAUAUCUCCAUCUUCUUCCCCUGUAUAUAUACACUCACACUGUUAUGCAUUUUCUGAUUUCCAUUUUGUAAGUCCUUCUACUGCAAUCAAUACAAUUUCUUUGUCCCUUCA